Molecule: messenger RNA, 4487 nt
Organism: Balaenoptera musculus (blue whale)
Lineage: Eukaryota; Metazoa; Chordata; Mammalia; Artiodactyla; Balaenopteridae
Gene: CLIC6
Product: chloride intracellular channel 6
Exons: 7
Coding region: 341-2488 (715 amino acids)
Cellular component (GO): plasma membrane
Molecular function (GO): D3 dopamine receptor binding; D4 dopamine receptor binding; D2 dopamine receptor binding
Source: RefSeq, a predicted model, not a curated record
CCUCCCCAGCAGCGCACUGCACCUCCGCAAGCGCGUUUCCAGGAAACUAAGGUCGGAAUUAGGGUCCAGGUGGGAAUCAGGCGCGGAACCAGCGAGAAGCACAAGCGGUGGAGGAAUAGCCCAGAAAGCUUAAGCCCGGGAGAAGGGGCGCAGCGUUCUGUGGCGGGAGGAUUUCGCCCCGCGCGCCCAGCGUACCGCCCAGGCGCCUCCAGAGUCCCGGGCAGGGGGUCCUCUCGGAGCUGGCGCAGCGGCCCCUGGCACCGCGCCCUUCGCCCAGCGCCACCUGGCUCCUCAGCAGCGUCCAGGAAGGGUCUCUGGUCAAAGACAGGGAUCUGCGGCCAUGGCCGAGGUCGCGGAGCCGGAGGUGGGCGCCCCGGGUCCCCAGAGCCAGCCCGAGGGCUCGGCGCUUCAGGCGGAGAGACGGGGCGAGCCGGGGGCUUCCGGCCCUGAGGCGCAGAGGGAGGAGGCGAGAGAGGGCGCCGCGGAGGCGCCGAGGGGCGGGGGCCCGGGCGCAGCCGCGACGGCCGAGGUGACGGAAGGAGAAGGUCCGGGGCCGCACGGAGGGCGCGCGUGCGAGCUGGCGCCGGACGCAGGCGGUGGCCCGGGGGCCGAGACGAGGGGCGCGAGCGGAGAGCAGGGCGAGGCCCAGUCGGAGGAGGGCGCCCGGGAGGGAGAGGAGCGGGCGAGCGGCGCGGAGCUGGUGGAGGAAGCGAGCCCCGGGUGCGGCGCGCAGGCCGAGGCCCCGGGGGAGGCUCAGGUGGAGCCUGGGGAUCCCGCGGCCCCCGGGGCGAAGGAAGAGGCGGAGAGCGGGCCGGAGGAGCCGGGGGGCAGCGCGCCUGGGGCGGCGGGGGCCCGCAUGGACGCCGACGGGCUGACGGGGGACAGCGCGGUCACCGAGGGGUCGGCGGGGGUCCGCGUGGACGCCGAGGGGCCGACGGGGGUCAGCACGGUCGCCGAGGGGCCGGCGGGGGACAGCGCGGUCGCCGAGGGGCCGGCGGGGGACAGCAUGGUCCCCGAGGGACGGGCGGGGAUCCUCGUGGACACCGAGGAGCUGACGGGGGUCAGCACAGUCGCCGAGGGGCCGGCGGGGGACAGCACAGUCGCCGAGGGGCCGGCGGGGGACAGCACAGUCGCCGAGGGGCCGGCGGGGGACAGCAUGGUCCCCGAGGGACCGGCGGGGAUCCGCGUGGACGCCGAGGAGCUGACGGGGGUCAGCACGGAUGUCGGGGCGCCGGCGGGAGGGGCGUCCAGGGCCGAGGGUGAGCCCCGGGACGGAGGGGACGGCAGCCCCGAGACCCAGGCCGAGGCGACUGAGGCCGCAGCGGCGGAGAGCGCGGAGUGCAGCCCCGGGGAGCUUGCGGGGGAGCCUCGGGGUGCAGCGGCGGGCGCCGCGGAAGAGACAGGGGACCGGGAGGGAGAGGAGUCGGAGGAAGCGGCCCCCGGGGGCGCGAGGGCAGAGGCUGGCGAGGACGCGGACCAGGGUGGGCCCCUGGGGCAGAGAGAGGAGGAGAGGCGAGAGCGGGGUCCGGAGGGCGAGGAGGAGCCCCCCGACGGCAGCGCGGAUGGGGAGGCGGCCCCGCCGACGGAGGCCCGGGAGCCCGAGGCCGAGCUGAGCAACCACCUGGCGGAGGGGAGCAGCACCGAGCGCGGCGACGAGACCGCGCCGGUGAACGGCGGCCAGGAGGACGGCGAGGCGUCCGAGGAGGGGGCCCCGGGGCAGGAGCACGACAUCACCCUCUUCGUGAAGGUAAAUCUGGCUUUUUGCAACUCCCAGGACGCCCCCUUCCAUCCUUACCUGCGCGCUGGUUGUGAUGGUGAGAGUAUUGGAAAUUGCCCAUUUUCUCAGCGUCUCUUUAUGAUUCUCUGGCUAAAGGGCGUUAUAUUUAAUGUGACAACGGUGGACUUGAAAAGGAAACCCGCGGACCUGCAGAACCUGGCUCCCGGCACCAACCCGCCUUUCAUGACUUUUGAUGGUGAGGUCAAGACGGACGUGAAUAAGAUCGAGGAGUUCCUAGAGGAGAAGUUAGCCCCCCCAAGGUACCCUAAGCUGGGGACCCAACACGCUGAAUCUAACUCUGCUGGAAACGAUGUGUUUGCCAAGUUCUCAGCAUUUAUAAAAAACACCAAGAAAGAUGCAAACGACAUUUAUGAAAGGAACCUCUUAAAGGCCCUGAAGAAGCUGGAUAAUUAUCUAAAUAGUCCUCUGCCUGAUGAAAUAGAUGCCUACAGCACAGAGGAAGUUACGGUUUCUGGAAGGAAGUUCCUGGAUGGGGAUGAACUCACGCUAGCCGACUGUAACCUCUUACCCAAGCUCCACAUUAUUAAGAUCGUGGCCAAGAGAUACAGAGAUUUUGAAUUUCCUUCUGAAAUGACUGGCAUCUGGAGAUACUUGAACAAUGCGUAUGCUAGGGAUGAGUUCAUAAACACGUGUCCAGCCAACCAGGAGAUAGAACACGCAUAUUCGGAUGUUGCAAAAAGAAUGAAGUGAAGUCGGGGUUUUUUCUGUCUCAUCUCAGUCUUAUGAGCUAGACUAUGAAAAGAGUGUGUCCUUUGUGUUUCCCUCCCAAUAACCAUCCUUUGCAAAAUAAUGCCUAUAUUUUAACAGUGCACAGGCCAUAGCGUGUUCCACUCAACACCAAAUGAUACAUAGUCUUGUAAUUUGUCAACUCACUUGUGUAUCUGAAUGAUACCAGUAUCUGUUGUUAUACACACCAAUUAUCCAGUUUAUAUUCAUUUAUGUCUUUAACAUUCUGGGACCUGCAACAUAUGCCCUAAAUAUCUGUAAUCCACAAUAUUUAGGGCACGUGUUUUGCAGUUUAAGUUUCAAAGCAAAUAAGGUUCGGUUCAAUUCCGCCUUUAUUUAAAAAAUUGUAUCUGUCUCUGAUAGUUUUUAAUCAUGCCUAGCCUAUUUUUUUCUGCUCUAAAAUAGUAGUUUAAUUUUUUUCGGAACAAAAAUUCUCUUUUUAUAAUUACAAAUUACACGCUUAUUUUAAUACUUUAAAACAAUGUCAGAGGGCAUAAAGAAGAAAGAAAAAAAUCACCUAAACUUUCACUACACUUAGAUAACUGCUGAUAACUUAUUGGUGAACAUCUUCCAAAUCCUCAGACUCUCUCUUUCUCACACACACAUUCACACCGCACAUAAUUUCAUGCCUCUGUGGUAUUGUGUUAGUUUAUUUUCAAGGACUGGUGAGGGGACCCCUUGGUAAUGCCUUGAUGGUCAGCCAUAGAGGACCUAAAACAACAGAUUCAGCAACGCAGAGCUCAAGAGGGCGCUUGUGGCCAAGUUUCACAGGGAUGGAGAACUGUAGGGUCACAGACCCACAGGGACUUGCAGGGACAAGCGGGGACCGGAAGCCGUGGAGGGUCCCCACCUGCCUUGUUCCUGCCUCCGUGAUGCCACUGCCCCUGGUUCCAAGGAGGGCAUGGAGGAGGGUGCCUGUCUGUGUCCCUUUCCAGCUCCCUUUCGGGGGCCUUCUCUUGCUCCCCUCCUCUCACAGAGACCAUACCUUCAGGAGGACUCCUGACAUCAGCUGUGUGUUGCAGAAUCUCCCUGCCCUGUGUUGAAAUGUGGACCAAGCACACCUUGAUCCCUUCUGAUGGCCGCUCUCUCCAAGACAGAACACUGCGCCUCUUCGGCCAUGAUGCCGUGUAGGGCUAGCCCGGAUCCUGUUGCUUCUCUGCUCUCUCUAGUGUCACUUCGAGGUCAAGCAAGGAAAAUCCAGAGAGAUUAGAUUCAUGGUGACUCCUCUUGGGCAGUUCUGGCAAAUAGUCAUGCUAGGGAGGGAGUGGAAACUACUGAGUCAAAAGAGUUUCUGGUUCAUCUGUGACUUCCCCUGCCCCAUCCGUGAGCCAGCCCCUCAGGCGCAGCUCCCUGUGGGCUGGGGCCCAGCUCCUAAUCAAGCCUUGGAGGACAGAAUGGGAGGCUGUUUCCAUACUCAUCAAGACUCGCUGGGUUUGAGUGUUAUCUGCCAGGCUGUGUCCCUUUGACAUUUGUACACACCUUCCAGAAGACCUGCUUGUCCAGUUGGUGACAGCAUGUGGUUGAUGUUAAAUGCUCGUUAGAAAAAAAAUACAUACACCUGCUCACCGGGCGAUGCAUUUGGAAGAGAGGAAAAUGCAUUAACAGUAACCCUUCUGGGAUUUAGUGAAAGAUGUCUAGUAAGAGAAACAAAGUCUUUGAGAUGGUGGCCACUUUCUCUCCCCUCUUGCUGGAUGCUACGGUUUUACCAGGGGCGGCCGACCCCAGCCCUCCACUUGCUUUGUUAGCCAUGUAUUUUUGGAGGUUGUGUCUAGCGUGUGCCGCCAUGAUUCCUGUUUCACAUCUGUUUAGGAGUCAGAUUAUUAAGAUGAGUUUUACCAUGUUACAUUUAAACUUCGCAAAUGAAUUGACUACCCGAUGUUACUAGUGCAAACUUUGUAUUUUUAGAGGUUAAAGUAAUCUACAUAAACUCCGUGAUGCCUUAACAAUUAAAUGAAUUAUAAAA